Solea solea (common sole) is the source of this 1020-nucleotide messenger RNA. RefSeq names its product proline-rich protein 2-like. The record is from RefSeq and is a predicted model, not a curated record. NCBI's taxonomy places the organism in Eukaryota, Metazoa, Chordata, Actinopteri, Pleuronectiformes, Soleidae. The coding region runs from base 1 to 1020 and encodes 339 amino acids. The transcript is spliced from 3 exons.
AUGGGUGUGAUUGGAAUCUGGGUGGGGGACCGUGCCAAUGUCCUGCCAGUCCCCAGCGACGGGCCAAACACAUCCAUCCCACAGGGGGCCAGUCGGAGGAGUGCGGGGACUGUGUGGCCCCACCCAGGGCCGACCCGAGGGAGCCGGCGGCGACAAGACCACGGACAGAGGCCGAGCCACCCCACACCCAGGCAGGCUGCAGAGGCCCAGGGUCCCCGCACCCAGAGCCAACCAGUGCCCGAGGGCAGGGCCCUCCACCGGGGGGAGCAGAGCCCCCCCCAGACCGCCGGCCAGAUACCCAACACAGUCACCCCCACCGCCCCCCAGAAGCCGACCGCAUGCCCCCUAGCCCAGGGAGGGACAAGCGGAGGCCCACGUAGGGACACCAGCCAAGGGGGCCCCCAGAGACGGAAGAGAGGCAGACCCCCGAGCCGGUCCAGGGCAGAUUCCCCAGGCCACCACGGCAUUCCCAACGGCAGCAAUCCCCAGACCCCGGCCCCACCCACAGCCGCCCAGGGACAGUCCAGACCAGGCCCACGCCCCACCCCAUCUCCCACCCCAAAGGUCCCCAAAGCAAGGUGCCCCCCGUGUGCCCCAGAGCGCAGCAGGGGCACAGCAGCACGCACCUCCCCGCCACCCCGGAGGGCAGAUCCCAGGGGGGAUCACCCCCCCCCCCCCCCCGCUAGGGGCCAACUCCACCCCCCAGUGCCCCACGGGCCCCAGCGUGCAGAGACCCAGAGCCCCUACCCCCACCCGCAGCACGGCGCCAGCCCAGCCCGAGCCCACGGACCACCCCCCCCAACCUCCACGGGCCCCCAGGCUAAGGUGGCAGCCCCCCCACAGAUCCACCCCAACUCCCGCAGGGCAGACCCACAGCCACCGAGGGACGGUAGACCCAGGGCCACCAACCCACACAGACCACCAGACAACCCCGGCACCCCAGAUGCACGGCCCGCAGCACCACAGACCGACCAGGGAAGACACAGUCACCAACCCACACUAGGAAAUAUAAUCAAUUAG